Aspergillus pseudoviridinutans is the source of this 1257-nucleotide messenger RNA. Its product is annotated as putative chlorohydrolase family protein. NCBI's taxonomy places the organism in Eukaryota, Fungi, Ascomycota, Eurotiomycetes, Eurotiales, Aspergillaceae. The transcript has 4 exons. Gene Ontology annotation, cellular component: cytosol. Gene Ontology annotation, molecular function: deaminase activity. The record is from RefSeq and is a predicted model, not a curated record. The coding region runs from base 1 to 1257 and encodes 418 amino acids.
AUGCCCUCCGAAGGCAAGAUAAUCGCCCCUGGAUUUGUGGACACUCAUCGACAUGCGUGGCAGACUGCCUUCAAAACCUUGGGUUCGAAUACCAGUCUGGCGGAAUACUUUGUGCGAUAUGGCGAGUUCUCACCGGCCAAGAAGAUCUUCACUCCAGAGGAUGUGUAUAUAGGGCAGCUAACUGGGCUAUGCGAGUCGAUUAAUAGUGGUGUGACUUCCAUCCUGGACCAUGCGCACCAUACUUGGUCGAGUGAGACUGCACUGGCAGGCCUUCAAGCCUCUGUGGAUAGCGGAGCCAGAACAUGGUGGUGCUAUGCCUUUCAUAAUCUCAGCGACGCGACCUGGGUUUCCAAUUAUACCCGAGAGGACCAGAUUGCGGAUUUCCUCCACAUUGCCGAGGAUGGUCCAUGGCGGAAGAGCGACACUGUUUCUCUAGGGAUUGCUUAUGAUAAUUUCGCAAUGGAUGAUGCUGCCGAGAUCGAGCAAAUUACCUCCUUGGCUGUGUCACGAAACGUUUCUGCAUUCACGAUGCACUACCUCGGCGGUCCUUGGAGUUACGCAAAUAGUCCUCAACUGGCCAAUCAGUACAAAUUUCUCAACACCUCUAUCCCGAUUGUCUUUUCCCACGCCUCUUACCUGACAGUGGAGGAUGCCGAGUUGCUUCGUUCAACAAACCAAUAUGUCUCCAUCACUGGUUCUCUGGGAAUCGACACCCACUUCACCUACAGCGCAGAUAUCGUCGGCCAAGCGCGCAUGUGGCUGCAGGAAGUCAGGCUCCGACUGUACGCCCAGGUCCUCGACCAUUGGGACAUCCCGCCCAAUAACCCCAUGUCUGUUGAGCAAGCCUUCUUACUGGCGACCCGCGGGGGCGGCCUUGCGCUGCGUCGCCCAGACAUUGGUGUCCUGGUCGAAGGUGCCAAGGCUGAUCUCGUCGUCUUUGACGGUACCUCACCGAAUAUGCUUGGUUGGGACGACCCAGUGGCGGCGGUGAUCCUGCACUCCAACCCAGGGGAUGUUGAACACGUCCUUGUGAACGGGGAAUUUCGGAAACGCGACUUCAAGCUAGUCGUCCCUGAUAACCUGGCUCAAAUCCGGCAGAGAUUUCUUGCCUCUGCGAGGCGCAUCCAGGAGAUAUGGAAGCAGAUGCCGCCUCCUGUAUUGGAGGGCCCGUUUCCGUACACGCCAGAUGUUAAUUACUCCGAUGCUGUGACUGCGGAUGUGGUGCGUGGAUGGGAAAAUGGGUGCCUCUCAUCUUGA